Messenger RNA from Ilex paraguariensis (yerba mate), 2538 nucleotides. The record is from the annotation of a GenBank genome assembly. NCBI's taxonomy places the organism in Eukaryota, Viridiplantae, Streptophyta, Magnoliopsida, Aquifoliales, Aquifoliaceae.
AAUUCCGAGAAUCAAACUCUCCAAACUGAGGGUAAGAGUGUCUAUUAGUUCUCUAAGAAAUAGAAGUCUUGUGAACUGGUUUGGGAUGUUUUUGACAAGGCUGCUAAGCAUAAAGAAGAUAGCUAUUUUAAUCGAUAUAUGGUUGAGGAUUCAAAACGGGCUUUUCGUCUGAUUGGAAUUAGAAUAGUAGAGAGGUGUUUCUGUUGAAGUGUUUGACUUGGCUUUUUAUUGUUGAUUAUAUAUAUGUUAGGUUUUUAAGGACUCAAGGAGAAAAAAAAACAUUUGAAGAUUCAAAUUUCUAGAUAAUGACUUUCUAUAUAUAUAAGCAAGACAGAGUUGGGAAUCAAAGAGGUUUCUUAUUCUAGUGCAUGAGAAAUUUUUUGUGCUUUGUUUUGCUGAUGUGGGGUUUCUUAAUUCAAGCUAAAGAAAGCUGAAUUUCGGGAACUAGGGGCUUUCUUAUAUAUAUUAAUUAGGGUAAUUUUGAAACAAGGUAUUGUUUGUUUGAGGUUCAAGUUGAUUCAUCAUCAAAGCAAAGAUUCAAUUCAAGCUAUUGAAGUUUCAUACAGAACUCCAAGAGCACAUUUUCUAGAAUUGCUUGGGAAGAAAUCUGCUGUUUCUCAAAUAUUCUGGUUAAAAGAUGGGUUUUCCACGUGGCACAAAAUUGGCAAUGUGCCUAAUUCUCAUGGUUAUCAUUUUGGCCUUAAACUCCAUGCAAACCUCUGGAACUAGUAGUUUUGGAUCAGGAAGAAGUUUGCUUCAGACUGAAAAAAAGGCAGAUAAUACUGUAAGGGUGGAUCCUUUAGAUGAUUUCAAGAAAUACAGAGGAGGAUAUGAUAUCACAAACAAGCAUUAUUGGAGUUCAACAGUAUUUACAGGAAUUUAUGGAUAUGCCCUAGCAGUGCUGUGGAUUUUCGUUGGUCUAGUAUAUGGAGGAUAUCUUCUUGCCACCACAUUUUGUUGUAAACAUUCCCAUAGGAAGUUGAGAAAGGGAACACCUUGUCAUGAGCAGUGUUAUCUGCGGCCCAUUCUACUGGCAACUUUCUUCACUAUCCUCGUAAUAGUAGCAUCUGGGCUAGUUCUGGGAGGGAAUGCAAACUUCCAUUCUAGAGCAAAAACAGUGGUGAACAUUAUCAUAGAUACAGCAAAUGAAGCAUCAAACACCAUAUUUAAUACAACUGAAGCAAUGAAGGACAUUGACACUAGGUUGGUAACAACUAGUGGAAAUGGUGAAACUUCUGGCUUCCUUACUUCAACUUCUAGAGAGCUGGAUUCCCAAGCUGCAGUAAUAGAAAGACAAGCUAAGAAGAACAGGCAGGCAAUCAACUUGGGUCUCAGGAUAGCGUAUAUAGUAAGUACGGUGAUUAUUUCGUUGAACUUGAUUGCUGUGAUUGCCCUAUCAGUCUUUGGGAUUCUCAAGCUACAACGGGCACUUCACAUAUUCAUCAUAUUGUGUUGGCUGCUCAUAGUCUUUUGCUGGUUGUUCUUCGGCAUUUAUUUCUUCAUUGAACAGUUUGCAGGAGAUACAUGCACAGCACUUGAAGGCUUCCAACAGGAUCCCUACAACAACAGCUUGAGCUCAAUCCUCCCUUGUGAUGAAUUGCUUUCAGCAAAAUCAGUCCUUUAUGAUGUUAGUGAGGGGAUUUAUGGAUUAGUGAACCAGGUGAACACAAACAUAUCCACAUCGUAUGCAAAUAUUGUUCAAAUCUGUAAUCCUUUCUCAGCACCACCACAGUACCAAUACCAACCAGAGAACUGUCCAGCUAAUGCAAUUCGGAUUGGAGACAUUCCUCAGGUAUUGAGGAUGCUUACAUGUUCAGACGCCGAAAACGGAGCCUGCAACGGAGGAAUACUAAUCUCCUCUACAGAUUUCAGAACAGUGGUAGCUUACUCAACUUCAGUACAAAAUCUAUUAAAUGUGUACCCUGGUAUGGAAAGUCUAGUUGAAUGUCAGACAGUGAAGGAUGCUUUUUCUGAAAUCCUUCACAAACACUGCAAACCAUUGAAGAAAAAUGUACGGAUGGUAUGGGCAGCAAUGGUGUUCCUCUCGAUGACAAUGGUGGCUCUAGUUACAAUAUGGAUAGCUAAGGCGCAUCACGAGCGAAAACAUCAUUUUUCAGAUGAUUUCGUGAAACCCCAUUUCGCAGCAGCAAAUAUGCUCGAACUGGGAACAACUAAGGCUACCAACAACAACAACUCAUCCUAGUCUAGCGCUGUAAAUAGUAGUCAGUUUCCUGAGUGACAUGGGAGACACACACAAGCAAUUUGGAAAAAAAGAACUCUUCCCCUUAGGCUAGAAUACAAGGAAGGUCACAGAGAUCAGGAUCAAUUGAUAGAUCAAGAGGAAUACAGUAUAGGAAAGUAGAGUUGGAUCCGGCAAAAAAAAAAAAAAAUCACCAGAGUGUGAUACACAAUUUCAUUAUUCUUGUAUUCUUUACAGAAGCCAAAUAUGGGGACAAACCCCUCAAUGGCAAGUAAUGAGAUUCAUCAAACAAGUGCAUUUCAUUUGGGAAAGUUAUACAGCAAUGCGAUCAAGCCACA